Chara braunii is the source of this 3344-nucleotide messenger RNA. Lineage: Eukaryota; Viridiplantae; Streptophyta; Charophyceae; Charales; Characeae. The record is from the annotation of a GenBank genome assembly.
GCACGCGUACCCCGUCCAGCUAACUCGGGAAACUGAGUUACGCAAGGAGAGAGGCGAUGCCUCUCCUCACUCCGCCGAAACCGGUUGCCUUGCUAGUAACCGACAUCUCUACCGGGGAGCAUGCGUUAGUCGCUGAUUCUCGUGCUACGUACGAGGAUUAUGCCGCCCAGCUGGUGCCACCAUUAGACCAGCCUAGCCACGUGCACUUAGAUAGCGUAUGUGCAGCCUGUACACCGUCGGCAAGUGAACCGGUCAGUUCGCCACUGAUUUUCGAGGACUUGACGGCGUGGUCAAGACUUGAGGAGCUUGACCCACUCACGAGAGAGGACUUCGCUUGGAUGCCUCUACCCUCAACCGGAACCUUGCCAAGGCCGCAUUGUAACGCCUUGAUGGCAAAUCUGCGCUCCUACUUGCACGCUGCAAUACCAGAUCCGUUGACGGACGACGGAGUAGCGGUUGUCGAUCUCCGCUCCUAUCUCGCGAAGAUUGACCGCGAGUAUGCCACCCAAAGGUACGCCGAAACCGACGCACCUUUGCUCUAUAUCUGCAUUCAUAUCGGAAAGGCAACUUGCAGUGCCUUGAUUGAUUGCGGAGCAUCUCGCAAUUUCAUUAGCCAAGCCUUUAUGGCCCGUGCAGGCCUUGGCCCGUGCGUUCGAAGGAAGACGCAACCUACGCAAGUGACACUCGCAGACGGCCGCACGCAAAAGUCAAUCGACCGAUGCAUUGAUGGCGUCCCGGUAUACUUUGCGCCCCUUGCGUGCGAGCCGGUGUCUUUCGACAUCCUCGACACCAAGUUUGACAUGAUUCUAGGCAUGUCUUGGUUGCGUAGCGCCGAUCAUCCGGUGAACUUUCAUGACCGAACCGUUCACGUCCGUGAUCGGAACGGAGUGUUAGUCCCAUGUACGGUCGCGACCCCUCACACUUCGAUUGCUUGUCACGUGGUUUCCGUUGCUAGGAUUCGCGACGCCAUAGCUCGGAAUGACGUCGAGGAGAUGGGCCUUGUUUUCUUACAUGCCCUCCCCUCGCCGGACGGACCAGCCGCGUCGUCGCCGGAUCCACGUAUUACUCACCUCUUAGACGAGUAUGGAGACGUUUUCGAGGCUCCCACCGGAACGGUUUCGGAUCGGCCCAUUCAUCACGGGAUUACUCUCGAGGCGGGUGCCGUACACCCGCGUGGAUGCAUUUACCGCAUGAGCGAAGAGGAACUCGAGGUGCACCGCGCACAACUUGAUGACCUUCUCGACAAGGGCUGGAUUCGCCCUAGUUGUUCGCCAUACGGUGCACCAGUUCUCUUCGUCCGGAAGAAAAACAAGGACCUACGGCUGUGCAUUGACUAUCGAAAACUUAACGCACAAACUGUUAAGAACGUCGGCCCCCUCCCUCGGAUUGAUGAUCUCCUCGAGCGGUUGGGCGGCGCGACGUACUUCUCGAAGUUGGACUUGAAGUCGGGUUACCACCAGAUUGAAAUCCAGCCUCAAGACCGGUACAAGACCGCUUUUAAAACGAGGUAUGGGCAUUUUGAGUGGGUCGUGAUGCCAUUUGGACUCACCAAUGCCCCGACAGCCUUUCAAGCAGCCAUGACAACGGAGUUCCGAGACUUGCUCGAUUGUUCCGUCCUCAUCUACCUCGACGAUAUCUUGGUCUAUAGUAGGACGCUUGACGAGCACCUCGUACACCUUCGUGUGGUGUUGGAUCGUUUGCGAGCAGCCAAGUACAAAGCAAACCGCGACAAGUGCGAAUUCGCCAAGCAAGAGCUUGAGUACUUGGGCCAUUAUGUGACGCCGAAAGGCAUUCGUCCCUUAGCGGACAAGAUUCAAGCCAUCGUGGAUUGGCCGGAACCCCGUUGCACGACGGACGUACGCUCUUUCAUGGGGUUGGCUGGAUACUAUCAACACUUCGUCGAGUCCUACUCCAAAUUGGCAGCUCCUUUGUCGAGACUUCAGUCCCCGAAGGUACCAUUCGAGUUCGACGACGCAGCUCGUGGCGUGUUCAAUACAUUGAAGGCGACGAUGCAAGACGCACCGGCCCUCCGUAUCUAUGAUCCCACCCUAUCCACCCAAGUGACUACGGAUGCUUCCGGGUACAGUAUUGGUGCGGUAUUGGAACAAUGCCACACGGAUGGUUGGCACCUGGUCGAGUACUUCUCUCAAAAAGUGCCUCCCAUCAACACUCUCGACGACGCUAGGAAGAAAGAGCUACUCGCAUGGAACACGGACAACAAUCUGUUGACCUUCUACAAAAUGCAGGACACGGUCACUAGCACGAUCGGUCGAUGGAUGUAUUACAUCGACCAGUUCGACUUUGAGUCGUGCCACACUCCCGGUCCCGCCAAUCGAGCAGCGGACGCCCUCUCACGGAGGCCCGACCUUUGUGCCCUCGUGACGACGACGUUCCAACUCGACGACGAUCUGCAACAGCAUUUCGUCAAAGGCUACAAGUCCGAUCCGACUUACUCUACGCUUUAUGCGGACCUGUUAUCGGAUCACCCGCCGACUGGUCAUUAUUGUAUUUCCGGCGGGUUCCUACUUCUCCACACGAGAGGAAAGGACUUGUUAGUGGUGCCCCAAGAUCGCAUUCAGGUGGGUCACACUACCGAAGUACGGCCUCGUCUUCUCGGCGAAUUCCACGACGCACGACUUUCAGCACACCUUGGCGUGAACCGCACAUUGGCUCGCCUCCGCCAACGUUUUCACAGGCUAGACGUGCUUCACAAUGUCACGAGGUACAUUGAGUCAUGUGCAGUUUGCCAUCGUAACAAAGGUCGAUCUACGGUCCCUUAUGGCGAACUGAAACCGAUGCCGAUUCCUCGGGCACCUCGCCUCUCCAUUGCUAUGGAUGUGACAGGCCUGUUCCCCCGCGAUCGCCUCGGUCAUGACGGCAUUCUCCCGGUCGUUGACCGUUUGAGCAAGUACGCUCGCUUUCUCCCAUGCAAGUAUCGUGCUGCAGCUCCCGAGCUCGCCCGACUCUUGCACACCGGCUGGAUUACAUGCCACGGUGUUCCGGAAGAUAUUGUGAGCGACAGAGACAUGCGCUUCAUGUCUGCCUCUUGGACUUCCCUCAUGAUGGAGUCCGGUUCGACUAUGAAGCUGAGUUCCGCACGGCACCCGCAGACGGAUGGAACAGUCGAAAAGAGCGCAUCAAACCGCUCAAAUGAUGUGGUGGAUGAAUUUGGAAAUCGAAUGCACUUGGUGGAGAUUGAUAUAGUUGAAGAUCCUGAAAUUGCGGAGGCAGCCGGAGUCAUGGGCACGCCGCUUGUACAGUUUUUCAAGAGCAAGGAAAAAGUGAGGUAAGGUCAUUCAUCGAGUUCUUAAUCCUUUCAGCUUGUCAGUUUGAAAUUUGAAAUU